Molecule: messenger RNA, 1205 nt
Organism: Scophthalmus maximus (turbot)
Lineage: Eukaryota; Metazoa; Chordata; Actinopteri; Pleuronectiformes; Scophthalmidae
Gene: cyb561d2
Product: transmembrane reductase CYB561D2
Exons: 3
Coding region: 308-985 (225 amino acids)
Cellular component (GO): endoplasmic reticulum
Molecular function (GO): transmembrane monodehydroascorbate reductase activity
Source: RefSeq, a predicted model, not a curated record
CCGGAAGUGUGCUUUUUCUUUUGGCUCCGGCGGCGUUGUUGAACAACAGAGAGCGUGAUGGACUGAUGACUGUCGGACUGAUCUCUCCCUGAGUCGUGAAGUCACAGUUAUGUGACUGCAAUGUGGUGAUGUAGACUCCGUCUUCUUCUUCUUCUUCAGUUCAACCUUUAGUCUUUAAAACGAAGCAGGACUCAAGUAGCGAGAGCUGGUCAAACUUUUCACCCACCGUUAGUUCCGCAUCGCUUUGACUCAAAACUGUCAGGUAAAAGUUACCGACUUAGUCGGCACAAGAAGUCUUUAUCCAAACAUGGUUCAGAACAACAGAGAGUCCGACGGCGAGCCUCGGGUCUACGGUUAUAGCAGAAGGGCUUCUGCUGUACUGACCCACUUCAUCUGCGUCGGCUUCAGCGUCUUCAUCGCACUUCUGUCUCGACCGGGAUCAAGUUUGUUUUCCUGGCAUCCGUUCUUCAUGACCCUGGCUUUCUCCUUCUUCAUGACAGAAGCUAUACUCCUCUUCUCCCCCCACGGCUCCCCUAACAAAGGGUUUCCACACAAGGCCAAAGGUCGUGUCCACUGGAUCCUGCAGGGCCUGUGUGUGUCCUGUGCAGCCCUGGGUCUGGCAGCCAUCUCCUACAACAAGCACCUGAAUGGUAAAGCCCACUUCGCCUCGUGGCAUGGUCUGCUCGGCCUGCUCACGGUGUGUGUGGUCGCGUUGCAGUCGCUGGCGGCCGUGCCUCUCAUCUACCAUUCUCUGGCCAAAGGCUGGUCCCUGGCCAAACUCAAACGUUACCACGCUGCGUCCGGACUCGUCACUUACCUGCUCGGCAGCGUCAGCCUGCUGCUCGGCCUCUGCUCCGCCUGGUUCACCGCCUCCAUUGGGGGAUACGCCUGGUACCUGUCUGCGCUCUGCCCGGCUGUCAGUGCCCUCGUCGUAAUGAACCAAGUCUCCAGCGCUUACAUGGCUAAGAAACGGUUGCAGUCCUGAGAGAGGGGACACAUUUAUUGACACUUUAAUGAUGCCGUCACUGAGAAUAUGUUAAGUUUUUUAGCUCCAUCUCAGUCACUUAGAUUUGCUUUAGGAAAAAAGCAGACUUCUGUAGCUACACGGCUAAAAGAAGCAUAAGUACCUCAUGUGGAUGAUGAAAUAAUUUUCUCUCUUUGCCUUUUUUACAUAAUAAACACAGGACUGAAGCUACUAUUGAGAA